Molecule: messenger RNA, 471 nt
Organism: Aplysia californica (California sea hare)
Lineage: Eukaryota; Metazoa; Mollusca; Gastropoda; Aplysiida; Aplysiidae
Exons: 3
Coding region: 70-471 (133 amino acids)
Source: RefSeq, a predicted model, not a curated record
ACAGAAUCCCAUUUCCAGCCAGCACUGGUACAGUUACAGGGAAAUCCUGAUCUUCAUCCCCGUGUCCGUAUGAAAGUCAUAACGCCUUCUCAUGUGCAUAACCUUGACCUUACAAGAGCUUCACGUGUGCUUCAUGAAUCGGUCAGGGUAAUUUCUGUAGAGCCGGGUGAUGAGGAGGAAGAAGAGUUCAGAAUAAGCGAAAUUGACCCUGACCUGCAUCUUCUAGAUGGAAACUUUUUCGAGAACCACUCCACAGGAACUAUCCUGAGCAUCCACAAACGUCCUGACGGCAAAUACCACGUGGAAGGUCACUUGAGUCACAGCAUCGUCAUAGCCCCACCAGGCUCUGGCACCAGGCACAAACGGUCUACCGGUGACCACAAGGGUCAUUUUGUCUACACGACUGGGGCCGAGGAUUAUGACAGAGACUUGUCGGGUGGUGAGGCUAUCAUCAAUGUUCUCAACAGGUAG